UUCAACGUGACUUAUGUAGGUUCAAAGACCCCACUGAAAACUGAUCUGUUUAAAUCACGGUUGCAGAUACUUAGAGGGACGAGGGACAUCUCAGACAGAAUCAUGAGGGAAAUCGUCCACAUGCAGGCUGGCCAAUGUGGCAACCAAAUUGGUUCAAAGUUCUGGGAGGUGAUCUCCGACGAGCACGGCAUCGACCCCACCGGCACCUACCAUGGUGACUCCGACCUCCAGUUGGAGAGGAUCAAUGUCUACUACAAUGAAGCUUCUGGAGGCAAAUAUGUCCCCCGUGCUGUCUUGGUCGACCUGGAGCCCGGCACUAUGGACUCUGUCCGAUCUGGUCCUUUUGGACAGAUCUUCCGUCCAGACAACUUCGUGUUCGGCCAGAGCGGUGCUGGCAACAACUGGGCCAAGGGUCACUACACAGAAGGUGCUGAGCUGGUGGACUCUGUGUUGGAUGUUGUUCGCAAAGAGGCAGAGAGCUGUGACUGUCUUCAGGGCUUCCAGCUGACCCACUCUCUGGGUGGCGGCACCGGGUCAGGCAUGGGCACCCUCCUCAUCAGUAAGAUCAGAGAGGAGUACCCCGACCGAAUCAUGAACACUUUCUCCGUUGUGCCAUCACCAAAGGUAUCCGACACGGUCGUCGAGCCCUACAACGCCACUCUGUCAGUCCAUCAGUUGGUUGAGAACACAGAUGAAAGUUACUGUAUCGACAACGAGGCUCUGUACGACAUCUGCUUCAGAACACUGAAACUGACCACACCCACAUACGGUGACCUCAACCAUCUUGUGUCAGCCACAAUGUCCGGAGUGACCACUUGUCUGAGGUUCCCUGGUCAGUUGAACGCUGAUCUCCGUAAACUGGCUGUCAACAUGGUACCCUUCCCCCGUCUUCAUUUCUUCAUGCCCGGCUUCGCUCCCCUCACCUCCAGAGGAAGCCAACAGUACCGUGCACUCACAGUGCCCGAGCUCACCCAGCAGAUGUUCGAUGCCAAGAACAUGAUGGCUGCCUGUGAUCCCCGUCACGGCCGUUACCUGACAGUAGCCGCCAUGUUCCGAGGCCGCAUGUCCAUGAAGGAGGUCGACGAACAGAUGCUCAACGUCCAGAACAAGAACAGCAGCUACUUCGUUGAAUGGAUCCCCAACAACGUCAAGACCGCCGUCUGUGACAUCCCACCACGUGGCCUCAAGAUGUCGGCUACCUUCAUUGGCAACAGCACUGCCAUCCAGGAGCUGUUCAAGCGCAUCUCCGAGCAGUUCACGGCCAUGUUCAGGAGAAAGGCUUUCCUCCAUUGGUACACUGGCGAGGGCAUGGAUGAGAUGGAGUUCACUGAGGCCGAGUCCAACAUGAACGACUUGGUGUCUGAGUACCAGCAGUACCAGGACGCUUCAGCUGAGGAAGAGGGAGAGUUUGACGAGGAAGAAGAGGGAGAAGUGGCUUGAUUCAUGUCAAUCGUUUCUUCUUUGAAAGAUCCUGUCGUUUCAGUCUCAUGUCACAGUUUGUCCAUUAGGACAAGAGUUUUUUUAAUCAAUGUCUCUAAAGGGUCCAUUAUAUAAACAGUAUUUCUGGUCAGCGUGCUCAAGGGUUUCAUGUUUCAUUCCUUUUGUCCUUAAUCAGUAUUACAUUUCAGCAUUCAUUUGACAUGUCCCCUUCUCAUUUUCAAGUUUGUGCCAAAGACUGAUUGGUUGAUCAAAUUUAAGGUGUGAGACACUGAAUAUAAAAUAUUCUGUGUUUGCCCUUGUUUUUAUCACCUCUUGCCAACGUGGUAAUCAUUCGAUAAAUGUGUUGUGAUUGGGAACUUUAUUUUUCUUGCUGAAUUUCAUCUGUUUUUUGACAAUCAUAUUGUUUACACAUCAAUUAUUGUGCAAUGCCUCUGCUCAGUUUUCCUGUUGGAUUAAUUUGAUUGCAUUGUACAGUUCUGAUGCUGUUACAGCAAUUAAAAUGUUGAAAUAUU
Messenger RNA from Haliotis rubra (blacklip abalone), 1952 nucleotides. RefSeq names its product tubulin beta chain-like. NCBI's taxonomy places the organism in Eukaryota, Metazoa, Mollusca, Gastropoda, Lepetellida, Haliotidae. Gene Ontology annotation, cellular component: cytoplasm; microtubule. The record is from RefSeq and is a predicted model, not a curated record. Gene Ontology annotation, molecular function: GTP binding; GTPase activity; structural constituent of cytoskeleton. The transcript has 4 exons. The coding region runs from base 103 to 1440 and encodes 445 amino acids. Gene Ontology annotation, biological process: microtubule cytoskeleton organization; mitotic cell cycle.